AUGACCCAAAUUCUAAGACUAGGCUCAACCGCCCCAGAUUUCCAAGCCCAAACCACCCAAGGCCCUAUCCACUUCCACGACUUUAUCAAAUCAAGUUGGACGAUUCUAUUUUCACAUCCAUCUGAUUUCACACCAGUUUGUACCACCGAAUUAGGUGAAGUAGCCAAACGAUUAAAAGAUUUUCAAAACCUUUCUACAAAAGUGAUCGGAUUGAGUUGUAAUGAAUUGAAUGAUCAUCAUAGAUGGGUUGAAGAUAUUAAUCGAGUUAAUUCUUGUGAAGUUACUUUUCCAAUUAUUGCUGAUCCGACUCGAGAAAUCGCAACCUUAUAUCAAAUGUUAGACGAACAAGACCUAACGAACCAAGACUCCAAAGGGAUUCCCUUUACCGUUAGAUCAGUCUUCAUAAUAGAUCCCAAAAAAUCCAUCCGAUUAAUCUUACAAUACCCAGCCUCAACAGGUCGUCAAUUCGAUGAAAUCUUAAGAUGUUUAAAAUCUUUACAACUUUCUGAUCAAUUCUCAAUCACUACUCCUGCCAAUUGGAUUCCAGGUGAAAAAGUUAUUGUACAUCCUUCUAUCUCUGAUCAAGAAGCUGAAAAAAAGUUUACCAAUGGUAUCGAUUAUAAACUUCUUAUUUAA
This is a messenger RNA of Melampsora larici-populina 98AG31, 636 nucleotides long. RefSeq lists its product as uncharacterized. The coding region runs from base 1 to 636 and encodes 211 amino acids. Lineage: Eukaryota; Fungi; Basidiomycota; Pucciniomycetes; Pucciniales; Melampsoraceae. Gene Ontology annotation, cellular component: cytosol; mitochondrion. Gene Ontology annotation, biological process: cellular oxidant detoxification; cell redox homeostasis. The record is from RefSeq and is a predicted model, not a curated record. Gene Ontology annotation, molecular function: peroxiredoxin activity. The transcript is spliced from 3 exons.